CCUGUCUCCAUACACAUUGUCGUUAAUAGAUAUUCUGUCAACCAGCUGGAUGACUCCUUAUGAUUGGUAUCAGCUGGCAAAAACCUGCUUACCAGGGGGUAGUUUCUUGUUAUGGAAAAUGGAAAAGACCUGACCCAUUAAUCUCUUGUGGAAGAGGCUAUGCUUGUGUUUUCCUACAGGACAAAACUUCCCCUUCGUGGAUACCCGACAGACUCAUCAGACAUGCAAGACCCAAAAACCACCAAAAAUCCUCCAACACUUUCUCCCUCACUGCUUACAAACCUAACACCUCCCAUGACUCUUCUGAGAAAUCUGUCUUUUGAAAAUGCUCCAUCUACACCCCCACCUUCUCCUGUCUCUAGUUCUCCCUCCUCUUCAUCUUCUACUCCACCCCCUCUCGCUGACUUUAUACAACCCUCUACAAACCUCAACAACUCUUCAUCUCGAGACAAAGUGUGGUGGAGAAGCCGGAGACAUACUCCCUAUUCAAGAACCCAUCGAACCAUUGCGGCUGAGCCCCCAACUUGGGGCCAACUCAAAAAACUUACUCAUCUGGCUCACACCUUAACCGUGGAUCAACAUAUUCCCGUAAAUGCGGGUACUCUUUUUGUGGCAAUGCUCGCUAUCAUUUCCUGUCAGGUAUGUGUUGUUACGGCUGAUAUACAUUGGGCUUAUGUCCCAAAACCUCCUAUAUUUCAUCCCGUCACCUGGGAAGAUCCUUCCCCCUCUGUAUUUACUAAUAAUUCUGCAUUACUGGGGGGCGAAACCAUAUUUUGGAACCCUCAGGGCUUUAAUUCUAAUUAUUCCUAUUCUGGUAUGUCAGAUAAUCCUCCUAUUUGUAUUCAAUUAAGAAAUUUGCAAAAAACUAUCCCUGGCUGUAUUCCUUUUGGCUUUAAAUCAAUGAUUACUGACUCACCUAAUGGAAAUCAAAACCAACGGCCUUACAGAUUAUUAUGGGCUCUACGCCUCAUCCUUCCAGAAAAAACUGAUUUUCUUAAAGGUAUCCCAAAAGUACACACUCCUCUUUUUCCUACCUGUGAUAAGUCGCCUCCUGAGGAUUCUAAGAGCAAUCAAGAUUGGGCUAUGAUUGACCCUUCAAAAGGAUUUCCUAUUUGGAGAAAUUGUAUGUAUAAUUCACAAGUUGUAUAUGCUUUGCCUGAAAUGUCUGCACGUCUUAUUGAUUGUAGUAUUUUAAAUCCUGAAGAUGAUUAUCGUCUAUUUUUACAAUCAGCUCGAUAUCGUUUUAAUUGGCAAGAUACCUUAGUCCCUCUCCCACAAAAAGUUAAUCGUUGGCAUAUAAAUGGAUGGGUUCCCCCUAUUCUUUCUACCUUCACGGGUAACAUACAUCCAUCUUUGUGGAGACUGGCAACUGCUGCCGGCAAUGUCACUUUGUCCCGUCCUUUUAAUAAUGAGAGUUUUGAUAUUCAAGCUUGUGUACCUGCUCCAUAUGUGUUAUUAAUUAGCCGCAACAAUCACUUUAGUAUUGUUAUAGAAAACAAGAAAACACAUUAUGUUAGUUCUUGUGAAAAUUGUAUACUGACCAGUUGCAUAAAUCCUGCAAUUCCUGUCGAAAGUAUGAUGAUUUUACAACAGCCAAAAUAUAUUAUGAUUCCUGUACAUUUACAAGAAGAUUGGUAUGAUGAUUCAGGCCUAGAAGCCUUAAAACAAGCUUCUGCUAUUUUAUCUCGAGCCAAACGGUUUGUAGCAGCUUUAAUACUGGGGAUUUCUGCUCUCAUAGCUUUAGCAACUUCUCUUUCACUUUCUGCUAUGGCGUUAACACAACAGAUUCAUACUGCAGACUAUGUAAAUAAUUUAAGUAAAAAUAUUACUUUAGCCUUAGCCACACAAGAAGCCAUUGAUAGAAAAUUACAACAAGAAGUUAAUGCCCUUGAAGAAGCAAUUCUAUAUAUAGGACAAGAAAUCACUAAUCUCAAAGUGCGACUUACUUUGAGAUGCCAUUCAUCUUCCGAAUCUUAAAUCAAGCUAUCCAAAAGGUGGCUUCAGAUCUUCAUCUAGCGAAAUUAAAAAAUAAAAAAGGGGGAGAUGCUGGGAGCCAGGCUGCAAGGGCAGCCUCUCUGCACCCACUGCCCCCAGCAUAAACAUUGAAGAAUUCCUGAAAAGUCAGGAAGAGCCAGGCUGCAAGGGCGGCCCCUCUGCACCCACUGCCCCCAGCAUAAACAUCGAAGAAUUCCUGAAAAGUCAGGAAUAUCUCUGUCAUCUGUGUUAUGUUUCUAUUUCAUUUUCAGCCUGUAUAUAGCAGAAUGUAUAAGCAUAAAAUUCCAUUAUAGAUUUAGGGACCUUUGGACGGGGGGCGUCCUACUCAUAAUCCCCUGGUGAAAUCUCGGGUAGGGACAGCCCGUGUGUUACUUGGGGAUCAACAUGAAGUUGUCUUAGGGGAAAAACAAAUAGCUCGACUAUGGAAAACAAGAAUAGGAUGGUGAAAUCCUGGUAUUUACCAAGGCCCUUUUUUGUGAUUAAACCACCACCCACACAUGACCCCAUAAAAGUGGAAAAACAAAAGGCAGUGAGUUCUCUCAGCCAAUCUCUCAGCCAAUUACAGGUCAACUUUCUCGUCCACCCCGCUCACUGCUGCGCUUGACUGGUCUUUGGGUAUAGAGAUUGGGCUAAUUGUCCUUGGCAUAAUCGUGGACAAUAUGACGUAACCCAAAGUGGCUGGGCUUCAGGAACUUGACCACCCUGGACAAGAUGGACAAAGCCUAUGUAACAAUGAUUUUGCAAAAAGAUUAAUUGUUAUAAAAAACUGUGGAAGGUAUUGCAAGAUUAAGCAUAAGUGUAAAGCAAUAUGAAGUCAAUUAUUAUUUUGUGUAAAAAUAUAUCAACAAAAUAUUCUCUUCAAUUAAACAAAAAACUCAUUGUACUUGUGUAUGUAUGCGGAACUGUACUAUGUGUCACUUGGAAAAUUAUGUCUCUGGGAAAUGAUGUUAUACUGCCCCUUUGUUGAUCAUGCGAUGUUAUGCUUUUGUAAGCUUAUGAUAUAAAAGACCAUGUAAAAAAUAAAGAGAGGCUUCUUCUUCUGCAAAA
Loxodonta africana (African savanna elephant) is the source of this 3042-nucleotide messenger RNA. Its product is annotated as endogenous retrovirus group K member 19 Env polyprotein-like. The record is from RefSeq and is a predicted model, not a curated record. Gene Ontology annotation, molecular function: structural molecule activity. Bases 160 to 1977 code for a protein of 605 amino acids. The transcript has 2 exons. NCBI's taxonomy places the organism in Eukaryota, Metazoa, Chordata, Mammalia, Proboscidea, Elephantidae.